CAACGCAAAUUCUGACAGUUGGCUCUUCCUGGGUAGCUAGCUAGCAGAGUUGUUGACUAGCGACGUUUAUUUUGAUUUGGCUAAAUUAGCCUAGCAUAGUUAUUCCGUUAACUAGGUUGCCCUACACGAGGAAAAGCUACAUGAUUGCAUUCUCUCACUCCGGUGUAGUCCAUGGGCAGCCUUGCCAGAGAGGUUUUGGAUGAGACACACUGUUUCUGGGCGACGUGCGCUCAUCCUUGCUGCUGGGAGUCGGAGCAGCGCAUUGCCAAAGGCGUCCCACACUACAUAAGGCCAAGAACAUCAGAUGGGGGCAGAGCCCCUGUAGAUGUGGAAGAGUUUCCAACCCUUAGUGUGGUUAAUGUAUCGGAGUGGACUGAGGGCCAAAAGACCCCUAAAGGGAAGCUGCUUUACAAGACGCGUAGCAAGGAGAAUUUUGCCACAGAUGCCUCUCUAACUCUUCUCUCCAGCCAGUCACAAGUCCAGCAGCGGGAGCAUAACACAAGUACAGACCUUCACGUUCCAGGGUUAAACUCUGUUGACCAGAUUCCUCAUAAUAAACAACGCAAGGAAGUAAAGCUCAGCACAGCUCAGAUCAAUCAGUUGGCCAGCUGUUCCAGUGCAUCAUGGGGCUCUGGCUCCCUAGUGAUGUGGGUACCCAAUCCCCAACACAUCCCGCAGUGCCAAGCCCCAAACAGGCCUAAAUCUCCCUAUGUACCUGUCAAGGAGCUCAUUUGCCUUCCGUCCUUAAAAACCUCAAAAAUUAACAGAAAUCCAAGAAUUGAAGUCCAAGAGUCCAAGAAUGUGCGGAAGAGGGUGCCGUUCCAGCUGACAACAUUGACGUCAAAGCCGAGAAGUGAGCAUGGGUUGAGCUCCCCAGUGGCACAGCAAACUGUCCACCCAACAGACCUUGCCCUGGCCAAGCCGGACACAGACACUGACCCUAAGAGGGAGGAGGAGGAGGCCCAGACCCAGGCUCAUACCAGCCCACACCCUCCCCCAGCACCCAGGAUCCCCAGUGCUUUCCUCCUCAGGAACAAACCUGUGGUGUUCCACAGUGUCAGGGACAGGGUACUGAGAAGACACACCCAGCAGGACCUCUCAACAUACAAGUACAAACUGGACAGCAAGACUGGUGGGGGUGGCAUUGACUGGGAUAGUCUGAGAAGACAGACCUAUCUGUGGAGGAAGCACAACCUUCCACCCAGAGAGAAGCCAUUUCCCCCAGAGGACAUGACUGUCAGCCAGAUAGGCUUUGGUUUCUACCCCAUCCCAAAGGCCAUGCUCCAUCACGACCCAAGGAGCCCUCUGUCCAAAGGUCCAGCUGUGUGGCGCUGCCUGGAAUGUGUGGAUGGGAUGUGGUGUGGCCAUGGUGGUGGUCCACUGGCCUCCAUAUCCAAGUGCCUUAACUCAUUGGUGUCAAACAGUUCCUUCAAGUUCUGUAGCAGAUCCAACCUCAGCUGUCAAAACCCCUUGCACCAACUCCUAGAUGGAGAUUACCUAAGUGAUGUGGAUCCAGGCAACAAGGGCACCAUCGCUCCUCAGAACUCCAUGAUGUACCUUCAUGACACAGCUUCAAACGACAGUGACUGUCAAGGAGAGGAUAAUGAAUUUGGCUUAUGUCCAGAGAGAGAUGCUGAAGGAGGUCUAGGAUCCCUAGAGAGGCCAGGUAGGAGCUCUUAGGACAAAGGGCACAGGUCUUCAGGGUCCCAGCCAUCCCCUCCACCCUCUAGCUUCAACUCCGAUACCUACGGAAAUGGUUAACCUUGAAUAUGAAGAGACGGACACUGAACGAUCCAGGACUAAGAUCCAGGAGUAAAUGUACUCAUCAUGCCUGUGAACAUUCAUAUAUUUAAUCCAGAGCUAUCCUUAUGCUUUUGAUAAAUACAUCUGGUGGCUUGCUUUUUUUUCAUGUCAAGUAUAGCCUAACACGGUAACGUAACAAUAAACACUAAGUGUACAAAACAUACACUUGCACUUUCCAUGUCAUAGACUGGCCAGGUGAAUCCAGGUGGAAGCUAUGAUUCCUUAUUGAUGUAAUUUGUUAAAUCCACUUCAAUCCGUGUAAAUGAAGGGAAUGAGGCAGGUUAAAGAAUGAUUGUUAAGCCUUGAGACAAUAUAGAAAUGGAUUGUGUAUGUGUGCCAUUCAGAGGGUGAAUGGGCAAGAUAAAAGAUUUAAGUGCCUUUGAACGGGGUAUGGUAGUAGGUCCUAGGCGCAGCGGUUUGUGUCAAGAACUCAACAGUUUUGUGUAUCAAGAAUGGUCCACCACCCAAAGGACAUCCAGCCAACUUGACACAACUGUGGGAAGCAUUGGAGUCAAUAUGGGCCAGCAUACCUGUGAAAUGCUUUUGACACGUUGUAGAGUCCAUGCCCCGACGAAGUGAGGCUGUUCUGAGGGCAAAAGCGGGGGUGUAACUCAAUAUUAGGAAGGUGUUCUUAAUUUAAUGUUUUGUCCACUCAGUGUAUGUUAACUUACAUGAUUUAUACUGCCUAAUCCUUGUUCAACAAUCAACAAUUCUUAUUCAGUUAUG
This is a messenger RNA of Oncorhynchus masou masou (cherry salmon), 2529 nucleotides long. RefSeq lists its product as uncharacterized. Bases 172 to 1680 code for a protein of 502 amino acids. The record is from RefSeq and is a predicted model, not a curated record. The transcript has 11 exons. NCBI's taxonomy places the organism in Eukaryota, Metazoa, Chordata, Actinopteri, Salmoniformes, Salmonidae.